AUGGGGGUCAUUCUCGGGGUCGCUGUUGGCGCGGAGACCGAAGCAUUCAUUAUGAACGUAAUUCAGAUUGUACGUGACCACUGGGUACAUAUACUUGUCCCUAUGGGAUUUGUCCUUGGAUGUUAUCUAGACAGAAGGAAUGAUGAAAAGCUAACUGCCUUCCGGAACAAGAGUUUGUUAUUUAAAAGGGAAUUGAGACCCAAUGAAGAAGUCACCUGGAAGUAAAGGCUGUGGCUGAAUUACAGAAUGUUCACAUUUUUAAAAUUAAGAGAGAAAUAAAA
Rhinolophus ferrumequinum (greater horseshoe bat) is the source of this 281-nucleotide messenger RNA. RefSeq names its product NADH dehydrogenase [ubiquinone] 1 beta subcomplex subunit 1-like. The record is from RefSeq and is a predicted model, not a curated record. The transcript is spliced from 2 exons. The coding region runs from base 1 to 225 and encodes 74 amino acids. Gene Ontology annotation, cellular component: mitochondrion. NCBI's taxonomy places the organism in Eukaryota, Metazoa, Chordata, Mammalia, Chiroptera, Rhinolophidae.